Cicer arietinum (chickpea) is the source of this 1905-nucleotide messenger RNA. RefSeq lists its product as uncharacterized. The record is from RefSeq and is a predicted model, not a curated record. Gene Ontology annotation, molecular function: nucleic acid binding; zinc ion binding. NCBI's taxonomy places the organism in Eukaryota, Viridiplantae, Streptophyta, Magnoliopsida, Fabales, Fabaceae.
AUGAUUGGUGAAGCUGAAUACUGGUGGCGAGGUGCGAAGAAAAUGAUGGAGACAAAUCAUGAAGAGCUAACCUGGGAGGCUCUCAAGAAUAAGUUCCUAGAAAAAUACUUCCCGAAAAGUGCUAGGGCUGAGAAGGAGGCCCAAUUUCUGAAGUUGUAUCAAGGGAAUUUCACGAUAGCGGAAUAUGCGGCAAAGUUGGAGUCCCUAGCAAAGCACUUCCACUAUUUCCUAAAUCAGAUAGAUGAAGAAUACAUGUGUGAGAGGUUUGAAAGCGCGCUUAGGUAUGAGAUUAAGGAGUUAGUGGGGCCCUUGGAGAUACGUCAAUAUCAAGUGCUAGUGGAGAAAUGCAAGAAAGUGGAGCAGAUGAAACAGAGCCGCCUGAAUAGGGGUGCUAUAGGUGGACCCAUCAUACCUCAGGGGCAUAACGACCAACAGAAUAGGGGCAAGCAGCAUCAACAACACAAGCCAUAUGCCCAACCACUAGGGAAUGCUAGAAAUCAACCUCGACCUCAAAACAGGGAAGGUCAAGGGACAAAAGCUCCAGGUCAGAACCAGGCGUACCCUGUUAAGUGUUUUCGCUGCAACAGAGAAGGACACAAGAUAUCUGAGUGUCCAAUCAGACCAAGGGUUUGUUACAUUUGUCAGAAACCAGACCAUUUUGCAAAUGAAUGCCCUGAACGGAAGGACGAUAGAGCUGUCAACCGCAACAAUAUCAACGACAAUGUUGUACGCCCUACUGCCAAGGGACGUGUCUACCACAUCAAUGGAGAGGAAACUCCAUCUUCCUCUGAGCUUAUCCAAGGUGAGUGUUUAAUUGCUGGAAAAUCACUUAAUGUAAUUUAUGAUUCGGGGGCAACACACUCAUUCAUUUCAUUGGAUUGGGUGGAUUCGCUCCAACUUACUGUUACUACUUUGCCGUUUGAUUUGGUGGUUACCAUACCUUCUUCCGAAUCGGUGAAAUGUAAUACGGCUUGCUUGCAAUGUCCGUUGAUUGUGUUCGAUAUGAGAUUCAAUGUUGAUUUGAUUUGUAUUCCCCUCAAGCAUGUGGGAGUGAUCCUUGGAAUGGAUUGGUUGUCAAGCCAUUAUGUUCUAUUGGAUUGUGCUCGUAUGUUUGUGAUAUUCCCAGACCCAGGUGUUUCUCGAUUCCUCGAUACCAAUAAAUUGAACUUCUCCUUGAAAGGGGGAGUUCAGAAGUGUGUUUCCCUUAACUCAGUCAGUACGAAGCUAGAGGUGGAGGUAGACGAGAUACUUGUGGUCGAAGAUUUUCCAGAGGUAUUUCCGCCGGAUGUACCAGGAUUGCCCCCAGUUCGUGAUAUUGAAUUCUCAAUUGAUGUGACUCCGGGUACAGGACCUAUAUCUAUUGCACCAUAUAGAAUGUCUCCAUCGGAAUUGUCAGAGUUGAAAAAUCAGUUGGAGGACCUUUUAUCUAAACAGUUCAUACGACCGAGUGUCUCACCUUGGGGAGCACCAGUACUCCUAGUGAAGAAGAAGGAUGGAAAGUCUAGACUCUGUGUCGAACAGAUUCGGGUGAAGGAAGAAGACAUUCUUAAAACUGCAUUCAGAACUCGCUAUGGACACUUUGAGUAUUUGGUGAUGCCUUUUGGAGUCACCAAUGCACCAGCUAUUUUCAUGGACUACAUGAAUCGUAUAUUUCACCCAUUCUUAGACAAAUUUGUAGUGGUCUUCAUUGAUGACAUAUUGAUUUAUUCUAAGAGCCUGGAGGAACAUGAAGUUCACCUACGUCAAGUUUUGCAAGUCUUGAAGGACAAGAGAUUGUAUGCUAAUUUGGGGAAAUGUGAAUUCUGGUUGGAGGAGGUGAAAUUCUUGGGACAUGUCAUUUCAAAGGAAGGUAUCGCUGUCGACCUAACUAAAGUAGAGGCUGUGGUGGCAUGGAAACAACCAUAA